AUGACCUGGACAAUAACGGUGACAAUGGGAGAGACUGGGAGUGCUGUAAAACAGUGUGGGGCCAUGCUGGAGAGUAGGGAUGGGUUGUGGGGGACAGUUGAGGGCAUGUGGAGGCAGGAAAGGGCAGGAAGAAUCAGGCAGGAUGGCAGGAGGAAGAUCAGGAUGCUGACAGCCAAUGAUGAUGUCAACAAGCAUGCCCUUUCAGACUUCGAUGGACAAAUACCCUGCCAUCACCAUGUGCCUGCCCACCAUCCCGACGCCUGCCCAUUUCACCCUGUACCACCCCCUACUGGGCCAAGUAUCUCUCAAUGGCCUCACCACUCACUGCUGCGGUGUAUCGGUAUUUUGGAGGGGUUAAAUACUGUGAAGGAUUUGGUGCUGGAUUUAGAGGGUAAAUCCCAGGCACCAAAACCGGCACCAAAACACAAUUUAGUCAUGCAGAUUUGUGUGGGAAUAACAUAUGGAUUUGAGUCAGGUAUUUAG
Messenger RNA from Desarmillaria tabescens, 483 nucleotides. RefSeq lists its product as uncharacterized. Bases 1 to 483 code for a protein of 160 amino acids. NCBI's taxonomy places the organism in Eukaryota, Fungi, Basidiomycota, Agaricomycetes, Agaricales, Physalacriaceae. The transcript is spliced from 3 exons. The record is from RefSeq and is a predicted model, not a curated record.